AUGGUUUAUAUAGAGUGGACUUGGUUUAAUCCUAAAGAAUCUCGUAAUGUUAAAGUCAUUCAGCUUGAUGUGAAGACAGGUGAUAUUACAAAUUAUGAAGAGAUAUUCAGAGACAGACUACAGAUGGACAGUCAAACUGGAUCUCUGACCAUCAGGAACAUCAGAACAACAGACUCUGGACUUUAUCAAAAGCACAGUACAUUCUCAGUAGAAUCAUUCAGUGUUUCAGUCUACGCUCGUCUUCCCAUCCCUGUCAUCAGCAGAUACUCUACAUGUUCUUUAUCAUCAGGAUCAUCAGUGUCUAAUUGUUCACUGCUGUGUUCAGUGUUGAAUGUGAGUGCUGUGACUCUCUCCUGGUACAAAGGAAACAGUUUAUUGUCCAGCAUCAGUGUGUCUGAUCUCAGCAUCAGUCUCUCUCUACCUCUGGAGGUGGAAUAUCAGGAGAACAACAUCUACAGCUGUGUGCUCAACAAUCAUAUCAGCAACCAGACUCAACAUCUGGACAUCAGUCAACUCUGUCACACAUGUGCAGAUCAAGUCCACUGUUGUGGUUUCACUGAAGCUGUGAUCCGAUUGGUCAUCUCUGCUGUGGUGGGCGUGGCUACUUUUACCAUAGUGAUUUAUGACAUCAGAUCCAGAAGAGAACAAAGGAUUCAGACCCAACUUGACAGUUACACAAUGGGAAGUUCUUCUGGGAAUGCUGAAAGAGGAAAUGAUGAUGAAAGAUUAACAUAA
Molecule: messenger RNA, 735 nt
Organism: Carassius auratus (goldfish)
Lineage: Eukaryota; Metazoa; Chordata; Actinopteri; Cypriniformes; Cyprinidae
Exons: 4
Coding region: 1-735 (244 amino acids)
Source: RefSeq, a predicted model, not a curated record